Messenger RNA from Zingiber officinale, 841 nucleotides. RefSeq lists its product as uncharacterized. The record is from RefSeq and is a predicted model, not a curated record. NCBI's taxonomy places the organism in Eukaryota, Viridiplantae, Streptophyta, Magnoliopsida, Zingiberales, Zingiberaceae. The coding region runs from base 62 to 667 and encodes 201 amino acids. The transcript is spliced from 2 exons.
UCAAUUUCUCGGAUCGAGAAGCUCUGCAUUUCCCAAACUCGAAGUGCUCGAAUUCGAAGACAUGCCCACAUGGGAGGAAUGGGCAUUCAAUGAAACACCUCUUGCAGUGAAGUUGUCUCCGAGUCUCAGGGCUUGUGGUAUUAUCGACUGCCCAAAGCUAAGAGCUCUUCCUGAUGACCUCCACCGAGCCACGAACCUCAGCCAACUGGUCUUGCGCCAAACAUAUGAGCUAGGUGAGAUCAACCACCUCACCUUGACUUACGGGCUUGAGGUCACAAAUGGCAGAGGGUUGAAGAAGAUAUCCAACAUCCCGACAUUAAGAUAUCUUCAUCUGGAUAACUGUCCCAACUUGGAGUGCGUGGAGAAUCUUGGCAAGCUGCAGCAUUUGAUGUUGGUGUGUUCAAAGAAAACCAAGCAGCUCCCUACGUGGCUUCGGGGCUUGAUCGAGCAGCAGCGUAACAACACGGCAAGCACUCACAGUAGGAGUUUGAGGAAGUUUGAGAUGCAAUGCAAUCUGCAACUGCUGAAGAGCUGUUUGGAAGGCAAUGAGAAUUGGGACACCAUCAAGCAAAUUCCCAGUGUUAGAGUCCUAACAUAUUCCGGGCAAAGGUAUAUGCGAUACACCAAGGAUCCCUACAACUAUGAUGCAAAGAUUCCUUCAAAUUGAGAUGGUGUCAAAAAAAGUUUGCUUUUUUAAAUUGUAUUGGUGAAGGUGUGAUUUGUAUGGUGCUGUUUGCAUUUGCUUCUUUCUACAUUUGGUUAGCUUACUUUACAUUUGGUGAAGGUGUGAUUUGUAUUAUUUAUGUUUGCAUUUUCUUCAAUUGUCACGGUGAGAGUCUUA